Uloborus diversus is the source of this 957-nucleotide messenger RNA. Its product is annotated as E3 SUMO-protein ligase ZBED1-like. Bases 1 to 957 code for a protein of 318 amino acids. The record is from RefSeq and is a predicted model, not a curated record. The transcript has a single exon. Gene Ontology annotation, molecular function: protein dimerization activity. Lineage: Eukaryota; Metazoa; Arthropoda; Arachnida; Araneae; Uloboridae.
AUGCAUGACAAAAACUUGAAAAUGCAGCAUGCACAAAACCAUGUCAUGGACAUCAAUGCAGCAACAGAUAUAAAAUAUCCUUUAAAAGUAAAGAAAGAUAAUUCAAAUGAAUGGAUCAGUACAUUUUAUAUGUUGCAGAGAAUAUCAACAUUAAAAAGUGUGCUUGUAAAAAUCCUUUCUCACUUUUCAUCAUCCAUAGAGAUUUUGACGAAGAAUGAUUGGACUGCUAUUGAAGAGACAAUUGCUUUAUUAAAGGCAUUUGAAGUUGUUAUUCUUGAACUGUGCAAUGAACCUUACCAGUUUGCAUCUAAGGUUAUACCAGUAACGUUGGGUCUAAACUCACUUAUAAAUAACUGCAACACUUUGACAUUGAAUAGUAUAGAAAGAGUGAGAAAGGAUAUUUUAGCUGCCCUUCGAAAACGACUUGGUCAAGUUGAGCAUAAUUUAAUGCUUGCUAUGGCUACCGUGCUAGAUCCUAGAUUCAAAAAUAUUGCUUUCCAGUCUGAGAUUGCCGUUGAAGCUGCUAUUCAAGAGCUUACCACAGAAGCCAAUAAACAAGCUUUCACAGGUUCUGUCACUGAUAAUUCUAUCACAAAAGACUCGGUGAAGGACAUAUCAUCAUGUACUGAUAGCUUGUGGGAGGGGUUUGAAAGAAAAGCAACCCCAAAAAAAGCACCCUCAAGAACUGAUGAUGUAAUUAGCAAUGAAAUUAAGCAUUAUCUAGAAGAACCGCUGCUAGACCGAAAGAAAAAUCCUUUUUUGUGGUGGAAAACUCAAGGCCAAACUCAGUUUCCUGUCCUUUCAAGAAUUGCAAAACAAAUUUUAUGUAUUCCUGCUACUUCGAUUGCUCCAGAAAGAGUUUUUCUUAAAAAAGGAAGACUUUUUAAUGAGAAACGAAAAUCAAUAAAACCAAAGUAUGUUGAUCAAUUUAUGUUUUUAAAUCAGAAUAUUGAUUAG